CCAGUAUCUCUCGGCAUGGGUCCAACAAAGCUUGACGGACCGUGCGGACAAACUACCUAAAAGGACCUAGAAACCCAGAUUAGCGUCGCUCUCGGCUGCAACUCGCAUGUCUCGGGAACCCACAUGUCGCCUACCCACUGGGUGUUGCAUGCAUACCCAUGUCUUGUCCUUUGUUGGUUCUCGCGCUAUUGUUGUCGCGGGUAAACGAACACAACCCAGACGUUGAAACGGACGACGUCCGCUUACUUUCGGACUCCCAAGACGCUUCUGGGGCUGGAGCAUAUCUCAGGUUGGAUUCAGGGCCAUGUAUAUCAUUGCCCAAAGGGAGGCUUGGGGAGUUAUCCAUGGCGGUCCUUCUUAAGGUCGCACAGGUAAACACAGUCGGAAAAACACAACAUAAGCAUCAUGCCCGACAAUGGGUUUUCAAUCACAUCUCGCGGCCGUAGGCCUGCAUUAUCGUUGUUAUUGUUGUCGAUCCUCCUAAAUUGAACCUAUACGGUGUGGAAAUGUCAUUGGAGCUGGCAAGGGGCUAAGAUUCAAAGAAAUAUAGAUAGCUCCUUUUUAACUGGACAAGUUCUAGAUAAGAAUCGAAGAAAAAGAAGCAACCCCGAAUUUCUUUUUCUCCAAGUCC
Colletotrichum navitas is the source of this 631-nucleotide messenger RNA. RefSeq lists its product as uncharacterized. The coding region runs from base 159 to 446 and encodes 95 amino acids. Lineage: Eukaryota; Fungi; Ascomycota; Sordariomycetes; Glomerellales; Glomerellaceae. The transcript has a single exon. The record is from RefSeq and is a predicted model, not a curated record.